Molecule: messenger RNA, 756 nt
Organism: Fusarium musae
Lineage: Eukaryota; Fungi; Ascomycota; Sordariomycetes; Hypocreales; Nectriaceae
Exons: 3
Coding region: 1-756 (251 amino acids)
Source: RefSeq, a predicted model, not a curated record
AUGAAGCCCAUUCUUACGCCAGCAUUGCUCGCAGCGAUUCGAAAGCAACCAGGUCUACCACGUAAUACAUGGUACUUUAUCACUGCUACCACUCUAUCAGCUCUCAAUAGGCCGGACGAACUGCCAGAGGUUUUCAAGAAUGCCGUAGGGGAGGGUUCAGGCACUACUGGGAACGGUGUUCCGAGCCGGGACGAUCAGUUGCGCAUCUCUAGACGUCUCAGAGAAGCCCUCUUGAAAGCUUCGGCCGUCGGAGGCAUGCCCAAGUCGAUUAAUGCUCUAAUGUCCCUCAAGUCUGCAACCCCUGAAGACCUACUGGACGAACCAGAAAUGGGCACAUCUCCCAGGCAUAGGGACAUACACGAUACUGCACCAGCACAAGUGCUCGAGCGAGGACAAGCCUUCUUCGAAACCAUAUAUGGCAAGAUUUCCAGACGUAUAAUGGGCCAACUAGACCGGUCAGGAGCACCAGACUUGGGCUUGCUGGCGAGGUUGACAUAUGGGUAUGUCCUCAGCAACACUGAUGUGCUUACACCAGCCGAAACUUCAUUCGUACUCAUUGCUAGUCUCAUCCCCCAAGAUGUGAACCCUCAACUAAAGGGACAUUUGCGGGGUGCACUCAAUGGAGGUGCCAGUGUAGAUGAAGUGAGAGCCGUGAGAGACGUAGUUAUCAAGAUUUGCGAAGCUUCAGGAAUGAAGAAACUAGAGGAGGAUGCCAUUGGGGGAUGGGGUUGGAGAAGUGAAGUUGCGAAUGUGUAG